GCCUUUAAUUCCGCCUGGAAGGUGCUGAUCAGUUCCCGCCUCUUGCUGUGGUCCAGGCUCGGCCGCCGCCGCCGCUCACUUCUUGCGACACAAUUAAUUAAAAGAAAAUCUGCGAAGUUGAAGGCGUUGUUGAGAUUGUAUGCUUUCGGGCUGAUCUUGGUUCUCGUGCUUGUUCUCUGGAAUUGGCAGGAUCUGUUUCUGCUACUUCUGUUGCAAUUCCUGUGGUGGCCAUGGCCAGCAGAGGAGUAUCCAGGCCAAAUGGUCAAUCACACGCCAGCAAAAUCUGCCAGUUCAAACUUGUCUUGCUCGGCGAGUCAGCUGUGGGAAAGUCCAGUCUAGUGCUGCGAUUUGUUAAAGGACAAUUCCAUGAAUACCAGGAAAGCACAAUUGGUGCUGCCUUUCUCACACAAUCCGUCUGCUUGGAUGACACAACAGUGAAGUUUGAGAUCUGGGACACUGCUGGACAAGAACGAUAUCACAGUCUAGCUCCCAUGUAUUACAGAGGUGCUCAGGCUGCCAUUGUAGUCUAUGACAUCACCAAUCAGGAGACAUUUGCAAGAGCAAAGACAUGGGUGAAAGAGUUGCAGCGCCAAGCAAGCCCCAGUAUUGUUAUAGCACUAUCGGGAAAUAAAGCAGAUCUGGCAAAUAAAAGAAUGGUGGAAUAUGAGGAAGCACAAGCAUAUGCAGAUGACAACAGCUUAUUGUUCAUGGAGACAUCAGCAAAGACAGCAAUGAAUGUUAAUGACCUAUUUUUGGCAAUAGCCAAGAAGCUGCCAAAGAGUGAACUUCAGAAUGCCAGUGGAGCAGCAGGCCGCAAUAGAGGUGUGGAUCUCCACGAACCAUCUCCGCAGAACAGGAGCCAGUGUUGUAGCAACUAAAUGUUGAAGGGAGCUUGCUCCAGUUGACAACUGCACACUUGAGUGGAAAUUCGAUUUCUCCAGCCAUGCCCUUUGCGAUGCUUUAGUCAAGAAAGUACCUGCAGAAUGGAUGUGGAACUUAAACCAGUCAUUACUUUGUAUUAUAGAUGCAAAUAUCAACCUUUUCCCUCUUAAAUGAUGUUCGUGUGGAUGCACUUAUCUCUUGCACACCAGUUCUUCAAAAACCUGUUUUUAAACAUUAUACAUUAUGAAAAUGCUCACAUUCUAGUGGUGUAACUUAGCACGAAAGCUGCAGUAUCCCAUUGAUCAGUUUCUGCCCUGUAUUUUGAGACUGCACACAAUAUAAAUCAGUAUUUUGCAUAAGCUUUGACUGACGGGCAAUCUUUGCAGUUCAGCAAAUUGUAGUAAUUGGCCCUUUCUAAAUGGUAAGUCUAAAAGGGGUUCUGUAUUGAAAAGUAGGUUAGUUAUCAUGGAGAAAUUGGCUGCUAAAACCUGUAAACUCUGGCUACUAGUUCUUGGUGCAAUAAGAUUGUAGGUCACUGAACACUUGAGCAUUGUGAAUACUUCUGAAGUAACACGGUAUUUUUUAAACUACUGUAGGUGGCACCUUGGUUUUAAGUGGUUUGAGGGGAAACUAGGCUCCGUCAGCAUGGGUGUUUUAACUCUGCACUGCUCUCACACUUGUGCUUGUCAAGAAUGGGUUGUAAGAGGUGUGCACUUAACUGAACCACGAAAGGGCAGUAUACCACAAAAUCAAUGCACGGUUGGAAAUGAGUGCAUACAGGUUCUAAAAUUAAGCUGUAGUUUUGCUUAUGAUGACUUGUGCCAUAUAUUGGCUAGCUAAUGAACCUUCCACGUGGAGUAGGGGAAGACCUGAGAAAGCUUUACAAUGACUGACCACUACAUGUCCUGAAUAGUUCAGUCCACUUUAACAAUUUUGGUUCAGACUCCUAUAUUGGAGCUAUGAUUAAAGUGAUGCCUACAAAAUUGCUGGUUCUCCACCUGACGUGUUUAAGAAAGAACUGCAGAUGCCGGGAGGCUGGGUUCAGUAUAGCAGUAUCUGUUAAGAAUAACUGGUAGUGUUGGAUGCACAGAGGUUGAGAUUCAACUUGAUAAACUAUAACAUUGUAUCUUGGUAACUUGGCUGUAUGUUUGCAUUGUGGUGGUGAUCCAAUGGCAUUUUGUGGCUUUAUUAAUUCCUCUUGGAUUUAGCUUCCACUAUAGACAUACGAUGUGAAAGCACUGCUAAUUCUGCCCAUGCAGUAGGAUACUGCAGCAUUAUUUAACUUGUGGUAAUAUCUUAAUUUUGCCCUGAUCAACUCCCCCGAGUAUUUGAUUUCAAAAGAUCAAUAAUUUGUUGGAUUUUUUUGACAUUCUCAUUACACUCUCCAUCACGGGCACACAUGAAACAUUGUAGUUUGACAUGGGAAUAGUUUCCGCACCUUGGUUUGCAUAAGAACACCACCAUUGGAAUGAAUUGGUAAACAAUUGAAUGAUCUCUGGAUUUCAGAUCAUUUUGCAAAUUGCCAAUUACAAUGCAUGAUCUAUACACUUUACAGCCACUUUGCAAUGUGUUUCUUUCCUGCAGAACACCUAUAGGAUGAAAAGCAGUCCGUUCCCACGGGACUCUUUUGAUCCACUAAGCUUAACUUUUGAGCCAGUGUUUGUUCCGGUCUAACUCUAAAAUUGGCUAGCAUAAGCAUUAACAUCUGGUUUGGGCAGAGUUAUUGAUAAAGAUGUUCAACUGUCUGCCAUGUAGAUAGAAAUGAGGACGUAGCCAAGCACUUUGCUAUCAGCAUUUUAGAUCAAGUGUGAACGUGUGAGGAAUCUGGAUGCAGAAAUUGAUACAUUGGCGAAUUUUUGAUCAGAUGAGUUUUUAAAUUGAGCCUUUAUCAGUGUUUUGGGCAUGUGAUGAAUGAUUUGGGUCUUGCAUAGGAAUUUAAUCUUUUUCUGACGCACUUUAAUGGUUUUCUUCUCAAUGCAUUCAUCUAAUCUGGUGUCUAGUUACCCAACUCUGUGCACAUGUAUAUACCAGCAUUGGGAAUAUUCUGAAAUUUAACUUUCUCUUAUUGACUCAAGGGGGAGGGAAAAGUGGAGAAGCCUUUGGAUCUCACUUCAACAGUGACUCCAAGUGUAUGUAUGAUUUUAAAGUUCACUUUUAUUAGAUCUUCUGAAUUUGUGUAGUUGUAAUGUUGCUGCAUUAGAUAGCUUGGUUCUUGCAACCUAAAGGGCGCACUUGUUGAAUGUCUUCACCUAGCUAGGUAUGGUUCCUUCAUGGUAGCUGUCAUGAAUGGGCAAUGCAUUUUAUACCAGAUAAUCAUUUGCAUUGGUGUCGCGAAGACUGUCUAUUCACUUCUACGAGGCAAUAUUAAUCCACUAAUCCUGUUUUGGCUCCAAAUGGAAGUGAACAAAGCAGUUGUGGGCAUGUGAUUUUUAAAUAAAACACUAUGCAAGUCCUGUAAAAGGUUGGAUUUCAUAGCACGAAACUGGUCAUGCCACCUGUGAAUAAGAUGCCACAAUUCUGUAAACAAUUUGCUGUUUUUGUAAUUAAGUCAGCUUUAAACUUGUUGCAAUUAAAUCAUGGUCAUUCUAAUAAAUAGAUGUAACCAUGUAUUAUGGAUGGCCUUGUUUAUGGAUUUCAUUACUAUGGACAAUUCUGGUGUAUUCUAAUGGGGGUACUACCACUGAAAUGUAUUUGGGACUACCUGGAUUUGUGCAUUGAGGGUUUCAUUUUUGUAUAUUAUCCUGAAAGAUUAAAAGUUAUUACCUAGCAA
Molecule: messenger RNA, 3652 nt
Organism: Leucoraja erinaceus (little skate)
Lineage: Eukaryota; Metazoa; Chordata; Chondrichthyes; Rajiformes; Rajidae
Product: ras-related protein Rab-5B
Exons: 6
Coding region: 231-878 (215 amino acids)
Molecular function (GO): GTPase activity; GTP binding
Source: RefSeq, a predicted model, not a curated record